This is a messenger RNA of Symbiodinium sp. CCMP2592, 912 nucleotides long. The record is from the annotation of a GenBank genome assembly. NCBI's taxonomy places the organism in Eukaryota, Dinophyceae, Suessiales, Symbiodiniaceae.
AUGAGCCGUCCCUUGCGUUUCCCGGCUUUGCUGGCGCUCUUCGGCCACGUGGCCUCCGCGUAUUCGACGGUGAUGUGCACUACACCGGUGUGUCCGAAGGACCUGCGACCCGUGAGGCGGACUGGGGCCCCAAAGAUCUGGGCCUACGGCUGCGACGUCGCACAAGGCAAUGGGACGUUGAAUCGCUGCUGCAUCGAGAAGGAAAUUUGCAUGCGCAGCUGUGGAAUGCCUUGGAAGAAGUGCAAGCAGCACUUCGAGCGCUGUGCAGAGAAAGCUUGUGAUAUGGACGAGGAGUGCGCGACACUGGCAGAAGAGGCUGAUGUCCUCGUCACCGGCGGGGAGUCGCACUUCACUGUCUGCAAAGCCUACCGCGACGCUUUGCGUCUUCUCUGCGAUUGCGUGCCGGUCAAAGAAGCGAAGGAAGGUACGGAGGAGCGCCUCACGUCUUUCUAUGCGGAAUACCGGCCGGAGAGGCUGGACGAGGAAGGCAAAGUCAAGGACAUCAAGGAGGUUUGGAAGAAGUGGCAGAAUCGCGAGCCGGAGCUCUUCUUCGAGCUCGCAAAGAAGUACGCUGCCGAUGUUGUGGAGCUGCGGAAUCGAUCCGAGGGCGAGCUUGAAAGGCUCACCCGCAGUGGCAGCCAAGGGCCCAAAGAGGCCUCGGAAGCCCAACUGGAGGCGAAACUCCGUUUCCAGGCGGAAGCGGAGCAGCUCCGGGAUGAAGCUCUAAGGCAGCGUCUCUUCGAAGAGGAAGCCCUCGCGGAGCAAGAGCUGGCGAGGCAGCGCGCAGAGCAGGAGAGAGCGGCUCGCCGCGCGAUCUUGGAGGAGGCCAAGGCUGCAGCCGUGGCUGCCGAGGAUUAUCUCCAAGCCAAGGAUCUUCAACGCCAACUAGAACGACUGAGCCAGGAGCUGUGA